Brienomyrus brachyistius is the source of this 7416-nucleotide messenger RNA. RefSeq names its product POU domain class 2-associating factor 1. Gene Ontology annotation, biological process: positive regulation of transcription by RNA polymerase II. The transcript is spliced from 10 exons. Bases 5921 to 6628 code for a protein of 235 amino acids. Gene Ontology annotation, cellular component: RNA polymerase II transcription regulator complex. NCBI's taxonomy places the organism in Eukaryota, Metazoa, Chordata, Actinopteri, Osteoglossiformes, Mormyridae. Gene Ontology annotation, molecular function: transcription coactivator activity; DNA binding; POU domain binding. The record is from RefSeq and is a predicted model, not a curated record.
UUGGGGGCCCGCUGGAUGUGGGUAUCCUACUUGGGGACCCUCUGGGUGCAGACGUCCUGCUUGGGGUUUGAGGUACUGCUGAUGGGGGGGGUGUUUAUGUGGAGUACCCAAGCAGGUUUGUUGGCUUGGCAGGUCUCAGCGUGCCCCAGGAAGGAGGGGGGCACUGAGGCUUUAUGUGUGUGAGGCAAGGUCCAACGUGAUCCUAGAAUGCCCUGCAGCAACUGCUGUCCUGUAAGCCUGAGAGCUCCUCAACAAUAUCUGAGCAUGCUGAUCUGGCGGGGCUAUCUGGCCCACUGGACACACUCAGAUGUAUGUUAUGGGGAGUUUGGACACAUCAGUUCGCUAACUGCAUGUCUGUAGACUUCAGCAGGAAGCUGGAGUACCUAGCAGAAAGCAGCAUGAUGUGGAGAGAAUGUGCAAAUUCCACACAGGGAGCACAGGUGGGAUCCUGAACCUCCAAACUAGCAGCAUGAAGUAUCUGUGCCACCCCCUCUGCCACCCCCUGUGCCACCCCCUGUGCCACUCCCUGUGCCACCAUACCAUCCUCAGUGAAUAUAUGUCAGCUAUAUAUAUCUUACAUUGCCCUAACAAACACACUGAACUACACUGCAUUGUGUCACAUUAUAUUAGCUGGUGCUUCUUUAGGCUAAGUGAUGUCACAUCGUACUUUCAACACUUGCCCCUUCAGUGUUCUAUUCUAUGAAAAGAGCUGCCUGGUAUUGUGAAGUCUUUAGAAGAGCAUCCAAUCAACAGCUGUGUUAUGUUGCUAUUUAGCAAUGAAUGAAGAUGGGUGUGGAUUGUGUGAAUCUAUAUGAGUUUGCAGGGCAACACCGCGAGUGUGUGCAUUCAGCAUGACACCAGCUCCGGUCUGUUCACGUAAAUGUCUAAGAUUAAACGCACUUCAGGUGCGCUGUCUCAGCCGAGCUCUCUGAUACUGCCCAGUUGCUUCUGUUCACUCUUUUUCUCUGUAUUGCGUCUCAUUUUCCAAAUUUGUGGUGUACUGUGACGAUGCUCUGUGCAGACACGUUGGUAUGUCUAACCUCAGGGGCUCAUUCUGUUAACAGUGGGUUCUUUUCCAUGCAUGCACUCUCUCCUCUCCUGGGUAUAUCUUCUCAGGGUUUAUCUUAAAACACCUCUUUUCAGUUUUUUACGGGAUGGAAAACUGGUUUCCAAGGAAAUGCCCGUUGAGUUGAUUAAGCAGAAAAAGCCCCUGCUCUUUGAACGCGGGACAGAUGUCAUCAGUAUUUACUCUUUGUCUUCCUUGUUCCUUGUACCAGCUAAUUCAAGACCUGGAUUCCAGUGGCGACAUCACUUCUGGCAGUUAGUGAUUGGUUCAGGCUGAGGAGUCACAUGAAACGGGCCAGUGAUUUACAGCGAAAGAUGGCGCCACCUGCUGUAUAAUCCACAUACUUCUCCCAGCACCUGGCCUAACUGAAGACUCCAACUCCCAGCGAACUGGUGGAGCAGCUCUGAAGUCAGUGUGUAGGCAGUUGAUUUGAUGACUUUGGGAAAGUGACUUGCUUUAGAAAUUUCAGUGUUUUCCCUGAGAAUUCCAGGGCAGCCAUCUUGGUAAGCGCCUGUGGCACUAAGGGAACUGACUUGCAUAUUCUGGGGAGGAAACAUUAGCCCUGCAACCGGGAAUAAGGCACUAGUGACAUGAAUGAGUAUGUUUGGCAUCUGGAUUUGCCCCCUCCUGGGAGAUCCAACCCCCACAUAUUCCCAUCACGGUUCAUACUGUACAUGUACUAUAUGGACAAAAGUAUUGGGACACUUGGCCAUUACACCCACAGGAACUUUUAAAUCCAUAGGCAUCAAUAUGGAGCUGGUCUCAGCUUUGCAGCUAUAAUGGCUGCCACUCUUCAGGGAAGACUUUACACAAGAUUAUUCAGUGUAUCUGUGGGAAUUUGUGCCCAUUCAUCUAGAAAAGCAUUUGUGAGGUCAGGCACUGAUGUUGGACAUGAAGGCCUGGCUCUCAAUCUACAUUCUAGUUCAUCCCAAAAGUGUCCGAUGGGGUUGAGGUCAGGACUCUGUGUGGGCCAGUCAGGUUCUUUCACACCAAACUCACCCAACCAUGUCUUUAUGGACCUUGCUUUGUGCACUGGGGCACAGUCAUGCUGGAACAGACAAGGGUCUUUCCCAAACUAUUCCCACAAAGUUGCUGUCCAAAUUGUCUCUGUAUGCUGAAGCAUUAAGAGUUCCCUUCACUGGAACUAAGGGGCCUAGCCCACCCCCUGAAAAAGAAUCCCACACCAUUAUCCCCCCUCCCCAUUAUCCCUCCUUCUGGCUCAACCUUAGCAGCCCAUUCCAUGAAGCUCCUGGUGCGCAGUUUUUCUGCUAGGGUUAAUGCCAGAGGAAGUUUGGAACUCCACAGUUAAGGCAACAGAGCUUUGGCGACUUUUCCGCACUAUGCUCCAACAGAGCUUUGGCGACUUUUCCGGACUAUGCUCCAACAGAGCUUUGGUGACUUUUCCGCACUAUGCUCCAGUAGAGCAUUUGGCGACUUUUCCGCACUAUGCUCCAACAGAGCUUUGGCGACUUUUCCGCACUAUGAUCCAGCAGAGCUUUGGCGACUUUUCCCACACUAUGCUCCAGCAGAGCUUUGGCGAUUUUUCCGCACUAUGCUCCAGCAGAGCAUUUGGCAACCUCACUCUGUUACUUUAUGUAGUCUGCCACCUCUUGGCCAGUUUCUUUUGUUCCUAAAUGCUUCCACUUUGCAGUGAUCCUGCUUACAGUUCCUAACAGGGAAAAAAUUACCUGACUUAUUGCAAAGGUGGCAUACCAUGACAAUACCAUGCUUGAAUUCACUGAGCUCUUUAGAACAACUGAUUCUUUCACAAAUGUUUGUAAACCUAAUUGCAUGGGUAGGUGCUUGAUUUUAUACAACUGUGACAAUGAGUCUGAAUGAAACACCAUAAUGACCUUAAUGAUGAGAGGUGUGCCCCAAUGCUUUUGAUAGUGUAUAUUAUGGGAAACAGCUCAUGAACAGAAAGGUCAUCACCUCAGCCUCAAAGAUCACUUAUCAUUUUUGGUAAAUGCCUAUUCUGUUGCUGUAUACUCUUGAAUACAUCGGUCAGCUUUUGGCACUUUGGAAUUUGCCUGCCCAGGCCUCCCUCCUGGUCCCCCCUUCUGGAUCCAUGUGCCCCCAUCCUGGCUCGAGCACCCCCUGGCCCCGAGUGCCCCCCACCACCCAGGCCCUGUGUGGCUUCCCUGACACAUGUCUUUGCACUCUAGGGAAGAUGGCAAAUAAGUGAGUCUUUAUACCCCAUUCCUACUCCUGCAAGGUGAGAAGCCCAUACUUGAGUGAGGAUCUCUUAUCGCGGUGGUAGACUAGCUUUUCAGUCCUCAGUUAUCUUUUUUCCUUUUUCCUGUUGCAUUCUGGGGAAAUCAUUGCGGUCGUGUCACCUUUGUGUUUGGAUGCCAUUCUGAUUACCAGUGGUAAAUAGCUAUGUGUCACUUUUCUGAGCAUCAAUGCUGAUAAUCAGACACUCUAUGCAAACUAUAGCAUAAACGAUGUCAGAGGAGCAGGGCUGGGGUAAUAAACAGAGGGAAAGUCACCGUGAAGCUUUGGAGAUAUGAUCUGCAGUAAAGGUCUGCCGGUGGGUCAGUGAUGACCUGAGGCCUCCCUGCGUAUUGCCUUUGUUCAAGCGUCUGGGACCAUUUUUCCCUGGCAGAGUUUAUUAGAGGCUGUUCUCAAAUGUGUGUCAGCAAUGGAGGCUUAUUUACAAGCACAUGUUCUAAUACUCAGCCGGUUCAAAAUAAAAAUGCAUUUUUGGUAAGAUAAGGCCACCUGUGACGGUGCCUUUUAACUGCCUUAUAUUGAAUCAUGUUGCUUUUCUGCUGACUCAAACACAAUGUGUAUCUCCUUAUCACAGUGCAGUGCUGUUAAUAUCACUAGCAAGGAAACCAAGAGCACUGAUUCCUACAGAGGGUCUGCACUGGUCUCACUCUCUUGCAGGAACACGCCCCCUCAGACAGGCUGAGUAGCAAAACAUGCUGCGACAUGGCUGAUCUUGGUCAGGGAGACUGAAACAAAUGACUGUCUGCUUAAAUUAAUAUACUUACCGCAUUAUUUAUGACUGCGCUGUCAUUUCCAACCACUUUCUAUUUAUAGGUUAACUUUACUGUAUUUUGAAUUUAUUUAUAAAUUUCAGUUUUCUGUUACUUUUCAUUUCCUUCCCUUAACUUCUCUGUACUAUGCACCGGAACUCGCAGAAUCACAUUUCCUACCUUUACGUUGUACUGUGUGUUGAUGUAUAGGAAUGACAAUAAAAACUUUUUAUUUAUUUAUACAUAAAAAAUUAUAACCUGAUUUUGAUGCCAGGGCAAUACACAAAUGAAGCAUGAAGAAAUUCGAAAGCCUUGGUGCUUGGUCCUGCUUCAAGAAGAAACUGCAGUAAUGAGGACACCAAUGGAUAUUCUGAGAAUAUGUGGACAGGUUUGUACAAAUAUUUUUGGUCAGAAUUGACUACCUUUUGCAUGGAUUCCAGAUAGACUGACCCCUCGUCCGCAUUUUGCCCAAACUGCCCAGAUUUCCAGCCCCUGUCCAAACAUGAAGCUCGCACUGAAUUAUUUAAAACAUGUAAAUUAGCUGGGGGUGGGGUAGGGUUAGGGUUAUAACCUGAGUCUGUGCUUUAGUGGGGGUCCAGUAAAAUGUAUGAGCUGCGUACAAGAGAUUAACUCUUUCUGGUAGCUGCUCAGAUUGCGCUACUGUACAGUUCUGAGAGGGAACGGGCAAGUCUGGCCUUUAUGAUGCCCCAGUGACUGUGAAGAUCCCUGUCCCAAAUUUGCAGUUCAUUUCUUGGGCAUCAAAUGAAUCACAUGCCUUUCUUGAGUGGGCCAUGCAGGAGGAACCAGAGGGAAACCAACAGAGGACGCAGAGCCUGAGGACAUGAUACUGUGCACAAAGCACACAGCCCACCGUUAGACGUGAAGGCACCGUGUUGUUGGAUACUCGAUGAUCCGCUCAGGUCUGACUGAUCUGGCGUGGUUUCACAGCACGACGACAUUCCCACAGGAGGCGUGCAUCCACAGGAGGCGUGCAUUCCAGGGAAGGCAUUUGCAUUGAGCACUGCUGGCUCCAUCCUCAGAGCACUGCUGGCUCCAUCCUCAGAGCACUGCUGGCUCCAUCCUCAGAGCACUGCUGGCUCCAUCCUCAGAGCACUGCUGACUCCAUCCUCAGAGCACUGCUGGCUCCAUCCUCAGAGCACUGCUGGCUCCAUCCUCAGAGCACUGCUGGCUCCAUCCUCAGCUUUUGUGGCCUCACCUUUGACCUCAGCUCUUCAAUCGAGGGGGAUUUGCAUGUUUUCCCUGUGAUGGCGCUGAAGGUCUCUGAAGCUAUGAGCAGCUCAUAAAAAUCCCCAGGCUUGAAGCUCCUUUGCAUCUGCCCACUGAAUGCGCCCAGGCUUUGCAGAGCCGUCGCUGCCUCUGGGCUCAUCACACGAGGAGCGAUUCGGCGAGAACCACGACCACUGUGAGGCCCGAGGACUCCAUGACGAUGGUGAGGACUCACCAAAGACCGUAAUCUGUAGGUUUGCGGAUUUGAGGGGAUGCAGUUAACGUCAGAGUCAGAGACAAAGGGAUAUCGGUGUUUCCGCUGCAGCACUGACAGAGCGACUCUUUCGGCUUUCGGCUUCUGUCUGAAAUAAUCUUUGCGGAAUCAGGAAAGCCAAACUCCAGAUUUCUGAAAUGACGCCUCAUGGCUGCCUGGUCUGAUGGGCCAGUGUGUUUCCGUUCAUGCUCUAAUCAUCAGGGGAACACAGCUGUGGUUGGAAUACAGUGACAUCACUUGAGGUUUCAUCUUUGGCACAUAAAAAGCAGCCGAGAGAAUCGCCCAUCAAGAAUAUUCACCUUUCAGUCACAGCUUAUAUGUGCGUUAUCCCUGCGGGGCGUCAAUAAGACACUGAGCCGCUUGGAGCAGAACAUGCACUGGGAAAAAUCGGCGUCGGCUGAACGGACGAGUUCCAAGCCCUACCAAGGGGUGAGGGUAAAAGAUCCCGUCAAAGAGCUUCUGAGGAGGAAAAGAGGAAAUGACCUGAACAGCGCCAAGUCUGCACCUGGGACAGCGGUGGUUGUGCCAAACACGAUACUGUCAUCAUAUCCCCAAAUCGCACUGGAGGAGGGGACAGCGUGCUCAGGGUGGAUCGCACAGCCUGCCCCCACGACACUGCAGUCCGUGGCCCCCUGGCCAUGCACGGAGUACCUGCCCACUGAGCACGGUGGAUCGGCCUAUGCCAGUGAUAUGUACCCCAUGUGCCCCAGCUACACUGUUGUGGGGCCGCCCUCGGUGUUGACAUACGCAACGCACACGCCUCUGUUCACCAACUUCGCUAGCAGACCCUCCCCAUCCUCGGCUUUGCCUCAGCUGGAUCUCCCUGACUCCUCAGUGACCUACCUACCAUGGGCUCAGCCCGUGGCUACCUUCUCUGCGGCGGCCACCCAAUGCCCCCCCUGCACAGCCCCCUUCUCGGCCCCGCCCACCACGGCCGUCACAGCGCCAGAGCCGGAGCUGCAGCGGCGGGAGCAGGCAGGGAACACGGUAGCCAGUCUGCCCCUGGAGAAGCUGCUGGAGGAGGAUGAUGAGAAGGACACGUAUAUGGGUGCUCCUUUGCUCUUUAUCGAGGACGUCUGAAGGUCCCUGGCGAAGUGUGUGUAUGUGUGUGUGUGUGUGUGUGUGUGUGUGUGUGUGUGUGUGUGUGUGUGUGUGUGUGCAAUAAAAAAACUAAAAAUAGCUAAAGUCUUGUAUUUCGUUUGGUUACUUAUGGUUAAGGUUAGGACUGGGUAGGCUUAAGGUUAUGAUUAGGGUUGUCACCAUAGAAAUGAAUGGAGAGUCCCCACAAAGAUACGAGUAUGGGUCUGUGUGUGUGUGUGUGUGUGUGUGGAGGGGGGGGGGGGUUCUGAUAUUUUAUACCAACAAAGUUUGGAAAGUAGUGUGCAGUGUCUGACUCCGUGUCAAACCCACCGUGUCCUUUCAGCUGUAUAUUUGGCAUUUUCACUUUUAUUCUAGUAUUUUCUAAAACUGCUAAUGAUGUGCAACAGGUGUACGCUUAUUGACAAGUGCUCUGACAAAAACGCAUAACUUGAUGGAAAGAAAAAGAAAUUUAAAGGGUCUGAUGUAAAAUCUCUUUAACAGUAUUCAGAUACAAAUAUCUUGCCAAAGUCUCCACUUGUGUGCUUCUAAAGGAUUUUUCUGUUUAACUCAACCUAAAUCUAUGGCACAACAUUACAAUAUUAAUUACAUGCAAUUUAUCAAAGCUUGUACAAAACUCUGACUCAUAAUAUUCAGAUCAUGGUAUUUUAUAAUUUCACCACAAACCAAAGUUAAAAACAGGGUAGUCUUGCAAAAAAACGCCAGUUAAAUGUUUUUCUUCCCGGUUGUUCUGCAACAACAGAUUUCAAAAUAAAUCUGAUACAAUACGA